This is a messenger RNA of Rhinichthys klamathensis goyatoka, 2472 nucleotides long. RefSeq names its product transforming growth factor beta receptor 2b (gene tgfbr2b). Gene Ontology annotation, biological process: transforming growth factor beta receptor signaling pathway; cellular response to growth factor stimulus; protein phosphorylation. Lineage: Eukaryota; Metazoa; Chordata; Actinopteri; Cypriniformes; Leuciscidae. The record is from RefSeq and is a predicted model, not a curated record. The transcript is spliced from 7 exons. Gene Ontology annotation, cellular component: plasma membrane; signaling receptor complex. Gene Ontology annotation, molecular function: transforming growth factor beta binding; transforming growth factor beta receptor activity, type II; ATP binding. The coding region runs from base 319 to 2013 and encodes 564 amino acids.
GCCGUCAACGUAUUAUUUAAAGUUCUACACAAUAAAAUUAGAAGUGAAGGCAUAAUUACAGGGCAAGAGUAAAGACUGUCUCGAGAAGGAGGGAGACGGAGGAAAGUCCUGCCCUUUCUGAAAGAUUUCCUGUUUGACUAGGCGAGCAGAAAGUGACUCAAGCUCACAGAUUCCCUCAGUGACUGUUCACUUCAGCAGCAUGAGACGCUCUCCUUCACUCCGGAUCAGACGCUAAAAUCUCUACGCUUUCUGGUCAAACAACGCCAGCCUGUUCACGUACACAUUAAUGCGAGGGUUACGGACACGAUUGCGUUUCUAAUGGAGCAAUAUCGGCUUUAUCUGCUCUGUUGGGGGACUUUUUUGAUAUCAACGGGUGUCCUGGAUCGGAACGUAGUCGAUGGGAUGCAUCAUUUACAUAAGCCAUUUCAACUUGCUCAACUGUGUAAGUUCUGUGACGUGGAGCCAUCUUAUUGUAACGGCACCAGCACCGGCACCUGUGAAAGCAACUGCAGCAUCACGUCCAUCUGUUCCAACCCUGAUGAGAUCUGUGUGGCUAUCUGGAGGAAGAGCAAUGACAACAACACGAUUGAGACAUUGUGCCACAAUCCCUCUGAGCCCCUCUACGGCAUCAUGCUGGAGAACUACAACAACACCAAGUGUGAAAUGAGAAAGAAGACGUCAAACACAGGCCCUUUCUACAUCUGCUCCUGCAAGGGCGAUGAGUGCAACGACAAGCUGAUGUUCACAUUCUCUAUUGGUCCAGACCCCACAAAUAACCAGGUGGUGUUGGUGAUCCUGGUCAGUUUGCUACCCCUCCUGGUUCUGGCUGUGCUGGUCAUCGCCUCCUUCUACUGGUAUCGUAUGUACCGUCGCCGCAAACUCGAUGAGUGGGAGACAAAGAAGCCGUCCAAACGCAAAGGCCCCAAAGGCCCGCUGGACUGUAGUGAUGCCUGCGCCAUCAUGAUGGACGAUGACCGCUCGGACAGCAGCUCCACGCACGCCAACAACCUCAACCACAACACGGAUCCUCUGCCCAUUGAGCUGGACCUUCAGGUAGGCAAGGGCCGCUUUGCUGAGGUGUACAAAGCCAAACUGAGACAAAGCCCCUCGGAACAGUUUGAGACGGUGGCGGUGAAGAUCUUCCCCUACGAAGAGUACGCAUCCUGGAAGAACGAAAAGGACAUCUUCUCGGACAUCGAUCUGAAGCACGAGAACAUUCUACACUUCCUGACUGCCGAGGAGAGGAAGGUGGAGAAACAGUACUGGCUGAUCACCGCCUAUCACCCACGCGGGAACCUGCAGGAGUAUCUCACGCGCCACCUCAUCAGCUGGGAGGAUCUGCGAGUGCUUGGGGCCUCCAUGGCCCGGGGUGUGGCUCAUUUGCAUAGUGACCACACCCCCUGCGGGAGGCCCAAAGUGCCCAUCGUCCACCGAGAUCUGAAGAGCUCUAACAUCCUGGUGAAGAAUGACCUCACUUGUUGCCUCUGUGACUUUGGGCUUGGCCUCCGUCUGGACAACUCACUCUCAGUGGAUGACUUGGCCAACAGUGGACAGGUGGGUACAGCCAGGUACAUGGCUCCAGAAGUGCUGGAAUCAAGGAUCAACCUUGAGAACAUCGAGUCAUUCAAGCAAACCGAUGUCUACUCCAUGGCCCUGGUACUGUGGGAGAUCACGUCCAGGUGUAAUGCCAUCGGAGAGGUUAAGGAUUACGAACCUCCAUUUGGCUCUAAAGUCCGAGAGCACCCCUGUGUGGAGAGCAUGAAAGACAAUGUGCUACGAGACCGGGGCAGGCCAGAGAUCCCCAACAGCUGGAUGAAACACCAGGGAGUGGCUACAGUCUGCGCCACCAUCAACGAGUGCUGGGACCACGAUCCCGAGGCCCGACUCACGGCACAGUGUGUGGCCGAGCGAUUCAACGACAUGGACGACGACCUAGACAAGUUGUCCACCUGCAGCAGCUCCGAGGAGAAGAUUCCUGAAGAUUGCUCUGUGAGCGUGAGCGAUGACAAAUGAGAGAAACUCUCUCUCUCUCUCUCUCUGCAAAAACUGAAUGUUUGGAUCCUUCCAAUGAAAUGGAGUGGAAGAAUAUGGCCUUUUCAUUAAGCUUUGUUUCAUAGCCAAAGAUUUCAUGCACUUUAUCAGAUUAUGCAUAGCUCACACUGAGGAAGGUCAGGCUACCGCGCGAGAGGAGCUGGACAGACGCUGGUUUUCUCCUCUGACAGCUGACCAAGAGCCAAAUGUAAUCAGGAAAAUGUUUUGCCUCGACACUAAAGAUUCAUAGGAGAUUGUAAGACUUUUUACAGAUCAUUUCAGGAUUUUCUGGAUUUAUGGAAGAAUGUGUUGGGGGGGAGAUUUGUGUUUGUGUGCUUGAGUGUGUUAGAAUACUAGCGUGUGUGUUUGUAUGUUUGGUGCUUUUACCGAGAAGUGUAUUGUGCUUAUUAGCCAAAGAAAAAAGUAUGUUGUAAAUACUGC